CAUAUAAAAAUAUUUGUACUACCCAAACUUUAAUCAAUUAAUUUUCCUUCACUGAAUUUAAGUACAUAUUCACCUUUUUGUAAGGACACUUGUUAGCAAUUUUAAGAUAUAGUGGUGAUUUUGAAAAUAUGGCUAAUCUUCCUGUGAUGUUCCAGAGAGUGGCAGAAGCAUUUGAUGCUGACGUGGCAUUGACACGUGUGAAGGCGUGCAGCGAGAGUAGUGGGAGUGAGCACUCGCCCGAGAGUUCAACCGAUUUGUCUGAUCUUGUUUUGUCUUUCAUGGAAGAUAUUGAAGAUGUUGAGGUUGUUGUUGGGGGUGAAGAUUGUGAGAAGGGUGAUGAAGAAUUAGAGGUUGAAAAAUCUGGUGAUUUUGAGAAGAGGGAAAUGUUGAAGGGAUUGUUUGGUGGGAAUGAAGAGGAUGUUGAUGAAAGGGAUGAGAAAGAAAAGAUUAGGAGAGAGGUUGAGAUCGCAUGUGGAGAACUUGUUGGCAAUGAUUCUUCGUUUCCUGAUUUCAAACGUUGGUUGAUGUCUCGGUUAAGGGACAAAGGUUUUGAUGCUGGUCUAUGCAAAACCAAGUGGGACAAAAAGGGAAAAUUAACAGCAGGUGACUACGAAUACAUCGAUAUCAACCUUUCUGAAAAACGUUACAUAGUUGAAGUUUCCUUAGCAUCCGAAUUCGAAAUAGCUCGUCCCACAAAUCAAUACUCUUCAUUGCUAAAUAUUUUUCCAAUGAUUUUUGUUGGUAAAGUGGAAGAUCUCAAACAAGUUGUGAGAUUAAUGUGCACAGCAAUUAAAGGGUCUAUGAAAAAAAUGGACUUACAUAUACCACCAUGGAGGAGAAAUUUGUACGUGCAAACCAAAUGGUUUAGUUCUUACAAAAGAACAACAAAUGCGGUUCCAACUAGAAAAGUAUUGUCACAUUUUUCUAAUGAGUCUGUGUUUCCUAAAAGGCUCAUGGGAUUUGAGGCACGACAUGUGAAAGUAUACAAUUGCAGGGAUGAUUAUGUGGGAAAUAAUGGGAUUAGAAUUAGCCACUUGACAACUGCGUUGAAUUCUGAUAACUUUGGUUUGUGAUUAUAGUUUUAUUUAUUCUAUUUGGUAAAUAAGUAUUUUUUUUUUGUGAGGUUGAAAGAAUUUUAAGUGGCUGUGUCAUGUUAGGUGAUUUAGAACAGGGCACAAAAAGUGAAACAGAACAAAUUUCUGUGGUGCAGAGUGUGAUAUAAAUUUUGCCAGUUUUGGGUUAGGUUAAGCAAACAAUUAAAGUUUAUUGGUAGCAAUUUAUUUUGUUUGUAUGAGAUAUUGUGAAAAAUAUUGUACAGAGAUGAAUUGAUUUCUUUGGCCAAUUAAAGAUCUAUAGAGACUU
This is a messenger RNA of Cicer arietinum (chickpea), 1362 nucleotides long. RefSeq lists its product as uncharacterized. Lineage: Eukaryota; Viridiplantae; Streptophyta; Magnoliopsida; Fabales; Fabaceae. The record is from RefSeq and is a predicted model, not a curated record.